This is a messenger RNA of Microcebus murinus (gray mouse lemur), 6527 nucleotides long. The record is from RefSeq and is a predicted model, not a curated record. NCBI's taxonomy places the organism in Eukaryota, Metazoa, Chordata, Mammalia, Primates, Cheirogaleidae.
CCUUUCCCUGUUUCUCUCUCUCUUUCUCCCUCCUAUGUUUCCAUCUGUCUCUCACACACACUAUCUUUCCUCUGUCACUCUCUGUAAGUCUCUCGAUCUUAAAUUCAGUCUCUGUCUCUGUCCCUCCCCGCCCCCACCUCCCCUCCAGGCAAAGGAGUGGGGACGGGGUGUGCGCAGUUCUGAGGGCGCUGUUGGGCCUUAAGGGGCUGAAGGAGAGCCCACCAUCCCCACUUCUCCUCGGCCCCUGCCCUAGCACCCUCUCGUGGACUACUGGCACAGGCUCUGGGACUUCAGGGUGCCAUCAAAAAAGUCUAGCCCCAAGUGGUGGUGGCAGGCCAGGUUGGAUUGAGCUGGGAAACAGUGCAGAGGGGAGACUGCUCCUGGGAGGGAGGGAGUAGGGAGACCAGGGCUCAAGUCCCACCUACCCAGGCCCCAACCGAGCCCCUGCCCAAAGCCCAACAAUGAUAGUGAGUCUCCAGCUUCUACUCCAGUUGCCCCACUGCCUUCCCUCUGGGACUUGCCCUGUUACCUUAUCACAUCCCCACACUCCUGAGCUCUCCUGUUCCCCCCACUAAGCUUUGCCGUGCUGCUUUCACAGCCAGAUGCACCCCUCAGGCCCCUCUUUCAGCAAAUCCUGCCUGGAUGUCUCCUAGGAACUCUCUCUGACCCCGCAGUCCAUUUUGUCCCUCAAUUAAUACAACAUAUGAUCACUGAGAGCUACAGUGCUCUUCUAGAGAAGCAUGAGUCUAUAAUCCCUGCCCCUGUGGAGCUUUUGUUCUAUUAGGAUGAGGCAGGCAAUAAACCAAAUUUUAAAAGUAAAUUAUAUUGUGCAUUAGAAAAGAGAAGGUCCAGGAAGAAAAAUAAAGAGGGAAAGGGGCAUAGGGUGCCAUUGCCUCUCAUCUGGAGGAGAGGAGCCUCCUGAGUAGUCGCACUACUUCUACCUGUGACCCACGUGAUCUGUUCUCUGCACAGCAGCAAGUGGAAUCCUGUUCAAUCCUAAAUAAUAUCACUUCUGGCCUCUGCUCAAAACCCUUCCAUGAUUCCCAUCUCAUUCCAAAGAAAAGUCCAAGUCCUCACCAUGGCCUCCAUGAUCUGGCCUCACCACCUUUCUGACCUCACUCCCAUCACUUUCCCCUUGCUUACUCUGUUCCACCCACCUUCCUUGCUCUUCCUCAAAUAUGCCAUGUGCAGCAGUCCCCAACCUUUUUGGCACUAGGGACUGGUUUCAUGGAAGAUAAUUUUUUCACUGACUGGGGGUGGUGGCUGGGCUUUCGUGGGGUGGGGCAUGGUGCAGAGCUUAGGUGGCUAUGGGUGGCCCCCUUCCUUAGAGGCCACAAACUGGUACCAGGCCGUGGCCCGGAGUUGGGGACCACGGUAUAUAGGUCCACCUCAGGGCCUUGGCUCUGUCUAUUUCCCUGCCUGGACUUCUCUUCCCCCAGAUAUCCACAUGACUCACUCUUUCACCUCCUUCAGGUCUUUGCUCAGAUGACACCUCCUCCAUGAAGCUUUCCAUGUCCACCUCAUCUAAAACUGCAACACCUUCCCCACCCCUAGUGCUUCCUAUCCCCUUCCCUCCUUGAUGUUUACUCUUGGGAACUUGUUUUCCUCUGAUGGACUAUACUUCCCCUGUGUCUCUUCUUUAUUAUCUAGAACAGGCGUGCUCAAACUAUGGCCGGCGGGCCACAUACAUGCUGCCUAGCACGUUUAUCCGGUCCUCCAAGUGUUUUUGCCGCGGCUGCCUGUCCUGCUUAACAGUCUACUCAUCGCGGGCCCACAGUGUGCACUCUCCAAUGGUCUGAGGGACAGUGUACUGGCCCCCUGUUUAAAAAGUUUGAGGACCCCUGAUCUAGAAUGUCAGCUCCACAAAGACCAGGAUCUUUAUCUGUCUGGUUCACAGCUGUAUCUCUAGUUCUAGAACAGUGCCUGGUGCACAGUAAAUGCUCAGUAAAUAUUAUUUCAGUGCAUGACUGAAUAUGCACAAGCAUACCUACAUCUUUAUAGUCAGACAUACUCCCCACCUCACCUAAAAUAAAAACCAAAAGCCUCAUGCUGGCCCACAGCCCCAGACACUUUUGCAACCUCUUCUCCUACCAGUGUCUCCCUCACUCACACAGUUCUGGCCACGCUGGUCUUCCCAGUGUUCUUUGAGCAUGCUAAGCAUACUCCUGAUCGUGAAUAAAUGAAUCUAUUUAAUGAGUGGCUACCACCAUUUUAGGAAAACACAAAGAAUAGAAAUGAAUGGGGCACAUUACACAUAGGAUCUACUGUUUUGCAAAACUUUCAGCUGAGCUGUGUGUGCAUGUGCGUGUAUGUGUACUGGGUUGGGAUGUAAAAUGUACUUUUUCCUAUGGUCAAAAAAGUCUGAAUACAACCUUAGGGCUUUGCAAAGGGGUAGAAGAGCUGCAGCAACAUCCCUGCCCCACAGACCCACCAAUGGAGGAAGCAAGUAACCAAGGACAUCCAGAGAGCAAGGUGCAGCAAAGCAGGACGACUGAUGGAGCCCUCCAGGGCCCAUCAAGUACCAGACUGGCUGGCCCCAUAGGGUGGCCAGUAGCCCCUGCCAACAGUAUCUCAGUAUGGCCAACACCACCGGAGAGCCCGAGGAGGUGAGCGGCACGCUGUCCCCACCGUCAGCAUCGGCUUAUGUGAAGCUGGUGCUGUUGGGACUGAUCAUGUGCGUGAGCCUGGCGGGCAAUGCCAUUUUGUCCCUGCUGGUGCUCAAGGAGCGUGCCCUGCACAAGGCUCCUUACUACUUUCUGCUGGACUUGUGCCUGGCCGACGGCAUACGCUCUGCCGUCUGCUUCCCUUUUGUGCUGGCUUCUGUGCGUCAUGGCUCCUCAUGGACCUUCAGUGCACUCAGCUGCAAGAUUGUGGCCUUCAUGGCUGUGCUCUUUUGCUUCCAUGCGGCCUUCAUGCUGUUCUGCAUCAGCGUCACCCGCUACAUGGCCAUCGCCCACCACCGCUUCUACGCCAAGCGCAUGACACUCUGGACAUGCGCAGCUGUCAUCUGCAUGGCCUGGACCUUGUCUGUGGCUAUGGCCUUCCCACCUGUCUUCGAUGUGGGUACCUACAAGUUUAUCCGGGAGGAGGACCAGUGCAUCUUCGAGCAUCGCUACUUCAAGGCCAAUGACACACUGGGCUUCAUGCUCAUGUUGGCUGUGCUCAUGGCAGCCACACAUGCUGUCUAUGGCAAGCUGCUCCUCUUUGAGUAUCGUCACCGCAAGAUGAAGCCAGUGCAGAUGGUACCAGCCAUUAGCCAAAACUGGACAUUCCAUGGCCCUGGGGCCACCGGCCAGGCUGCUGCCAACUGGAUCGCCGGCUUUGGCCGUGGGCCUAUGCCACCAACCCUGCUGGGUAUCCGGCAGAAUGGGCACGCGGCCAGCCGGCGGCUGCUGGGCAUGGACGAGGUCAAGGGUGAAAAGCAGCUGGGCCGCAUGUUCUACGCGAUCACACUGCUCUUCCUGCUCCUCUGGUCACCCUACAUUGUGGCCUGCUACUGGCGAGUAUUUGUGAAAGCCUGUGCCGUGCCCCACCGCUACUUGGCCACUGCUGUUUGGAUGAGCUUCGCCCAGGCUGCCGUCAACCCGAUUGUCUGCUUUCUGCUCAACAAGGACCUUAAGAAGUGCCUGAGGACUCAUGCCCCAUGCUGGGGCACAGGAGGUGCUCCAGCUCCCAGAGAACCCUACUGUGUCAUGUGAAACAGGCUGGUAGGCAGACAGGCAGGGAGAAGGUCAAGGCCACCAUGACAGGGCCAACAGCAAGGGAGAGGGGCCCAUAUAGGAGCCUUCCUUUCUAAGCUCCAGCCCCAGCCCUUGAACCACCUGUAAUCUAGGCACCUUGGCCAACACCUCCCCAGGGUGGGGGACUGUGCAGGGGAUUGGGAAAGAGGUGUUUUUAUUUUUGUGGGGCCUGUCUCUGCUGCCUCCUUCUCCACUUCUGCAAUCUCAUAUUCUCUCUCUCUCUCUUUCUCUCUCAGAAGUGACAAUUCAGAAAAAGAAAACAAAACUGGGAAUGCAGGUUUUUCUACUAACAGCUGAGGAGACAGGCUUUCUUGCUUUAAUGUCUCUCCUUCUGACAUUGUCCAGAAGGAGGAAAUUUGUCCUGUAAAAUAGACUUCCAAAGCUCUUAUUGCCCCAUCUGCUCCCAGGCACCCUCCUCUUCCAAGUCCUUUAGCAAGGCCUGGAUGUUUAGGGAGGUAUUGAUCCAAGGCUGCUGACAAGAGGGACCAAAGGGGGUGCUGGGUCCCCAGGAAGCAGGGAUGUUUACUUGCUAUGUUCAUGUGCAAUGUUGUUUUAUGGCCAAUUCUGGUCUCAAGCCCAGUCUCCUCUCCUUCCCUACCAUGUCGAGACCUCUCAAGUGGUUCUCGUGCAUCUGUUGGAGAAGCUGAGAGGGUAGGGAGAUGGGCCCCCAGGAUGGGCCCAGGCUAGGUGAAAAGCAGGAUGUGAGCUGAACUCCUCAAGCUAAAGAGACCUGAGCUUGGCCUCAUUCUUUCAUGCUGCCUUCUGGAUCCCUGGCCCCCAACUCUUCUUCCUGAGGAUGGAAAUUCAUUUUAGCCCCUCUAGGGCUAAUGUGGGUGUCAUACAGGCAGGAGCAGCCCCCCAAGGAAGUGUAGUGGGGUCACUAGAUUCCCCAGAGUAGCUGGACCUCGAGCCAAAGCCUCGAGUCAGAGCUGAAGUCAACCCAAAAUUUCCUCCUGGGUCCACAACACUACUCUUCAGAAGAUGAAAAUUCUUUUUCAGCCUUGGUAACUGAUAGUGGUACAAACUCCAAGGUACUGUGGUCUCUAGUCCAUUCCUAUCCAACCUCUUUUUGUCCCCCUCAAGCCUCAGGGGCCUCAAGCCCCUCCUUGGUAGCCCUCAGCCUUCUGGGCCCUCAGACCCAAACAUUCCUCCUCUCAUUCUCCCUCAGCCCCUCCCCCUUUCUCCCUCCAUCCUUACCUACACCCAAAGUGGAGCAGACUCCAGCCAGAUUCUCCAGGUGGGAGAUCCCAAGCUUCCCUCCCUGGGGCAGAGCCCACUCUGGGCAUACUUCAAGGCCAAGGCCAUUGGUGAGCCAAGCUGGUGCUCCUUUGCCUGGGCUUGACCAAGUUCUCUGCCCUCCUCUCAUUUCCUGCAAUGGGGGGGGGGUUCUGUAUUUAUCCACCCCCACUUUCCCUUAUCAAUAGAAGUCCUUGUCCCAAGCUCCCUCCCUACCCCAAGACAGCCCCAGCACUGGAGAAGCCUCACCCAAAAGGAAUGGGGAUGGCACUGGGCACUUAGCACUCGAGGCAGGAGAAACAGUAAUGAACCUGGCUGCAUAGUGGCCUUGGAAAGGCAGGCCAGAGUGGCUGAGAGGCCGGGAAUGGGGGGACCUGUUCUCUCAGUGAUGGUGAUGGGGGUGCCUUUCUGAGGGGGUGGGAUGGGAAGACCAAGGGGGUGGGGGUAAAUAGGGUACAUUCAGGAGGGUUUUCCUCCAUUUCUUUUUUCUAACUGCCUGGAUUCACCAUUGGAUUUUGUAAAUGGAAAAACUAAAAUGAACAAUGCUAUAUUGGAUGUUUUCUCUUUCUGACUUUGUGUGUGUCUGUGUCUGCAUGUCCUGUCUGUGUGACCACAUGGGGGGAGGUAUGAUUGAGUGUGACAGUGUGUGUCUGUGUAACUUUGUGUGGGGAGGCACCUCUGAGGAAAGCAUUCCUGGUGCAUACAUGUGAGCAAAUGCCUGUAUGUGGAAACAUAUACUGCAUACACAGACACACCUAGUUGAGAGAAGACAAACUAGAGUAUGUGCCUGCAGCAGGAAGAAGAGAUGAACUUGGAAACGGUAGGUAUGUAUGUAGCAAGAGGGUAGACUCCCAUCUCCUAAGAUCGCUGCCGUUGGCCUAGGCUCUAAGCACGGGAAGAGGGCAGGGAAGUUGAGAACCUCAUCUCCUCCCAAAGCUUGGAGCCCCAAGUACCACUCCUAACACUGUUCUCAGUCUCCUUCCCAAGUUCAAACAACAUGUUCCAGAAAUUGGACAUCAAAGGGGGAUUGGAGAUCAAAUGUGGGGUGAACUGAUGGGGUUCUGAAAUGCCUCUCACAAAGUAAUGGCUUCUGCAGGGACUGCUCAGCCUGGGAUGGGAGCCCUUCCUAAGGGUCCACUGUAUACAGCUGGGACUUUGGUCAGCUUUGACCAAAAUCAGAGGGAGAGGUGUCACAGGGGGGGAAAAAACACCCAAGUCUGGGAGUCUACCCAGCCAGCCUGCUCCCUGGGCACUCAAUUAAUUUAUUAUCUAUUUAUUUAUUCUCUCAGGUGCACAGAAUUGAGUUGACCAUACUCCUCAGUUCUCGGCACACUGUAUCAUCAUUGGUCCAUGCGAGGCUCUUUUAUUCUUUUUUUUGUUUUGUCCCCGUCAUCACCCAUCCCUGAUCCCAUUCCCUGCCACAUAGGCACCCACUCUCGUGUAUUUAACGUAUGUCCUUCCAAAUCACCAUUCAUGUGUUUAUUUACAUAUAUGUGUAUCUGUGAAAAAUAUAUGGUAUUGUGUUUUAAUUUACAUAAACAGUAUUGUACU